This is a messenger RNA of Lingula anatina, 3159 nucleotides long. RefSeq names its product tektin-3. Gene Ontology annotation, cellular component: nucleus; microtubule cytoskeleton. NCBI's taxonomy places the organism in Eukaryota, Metazoa, Brachiopoda, Lingulata, Lingulida, Lingulidae. Gene Ontology annotation, biological process: cilium movement involved in cell motility; cilium assembly. The record is from RefSeq and is a predicted model, not a curated record.
UCCCUUCGUUACCAAUUAUACCCAUUGAGCGUCGUAGGCUGAGUGCUUCACAUCCGAAGUUUACGAUGGCAGUGUAUUACGCCAGUUCCCCAGUGGUUCGCACACGUAGCGCCACUCCUCUGACUCCUGACAUCGGCAGAAUUGCUCCUAUUGGUUACUCUACCGGACAUAAAGCAACCAAGGACGUUGGCCAUGCCAGGACAUAUUUCAACCCUGCAAGGCAGCAGCUGUACAACCGCUUCUCUCACGGCGACUGGAGCUCCUCCAAUCAUGCUAACUAUCACAUGUCCGACCGUGAGCGUUCCUUCGCCGAACGUCUCCGUGCUGACGCCUGGCGGGCAGUGAAGGAGACCGACCACAGGACCAGAAAUAGACAGGCUGAUGUCACCAAGAGAUUGGGCGAGAGAGUGGAAGAUAUAGAUUUUUGGAAAAAAGAGCUCGUUAAUGAAUGUAGAGCUAUGGAAAAUGAAAUUGAAAAUCUGAAGGAGCACAAGAGGAUCUUGGAGAAGGCUUACAUGGACACUAACAACCCACUUCAUAUUGCCGAGGAAUGCCUGCUGCACCGUGAGAAGCGCCAGGGCAUUGAUAUGGUCCAUGACGACGUCGAGAGAUCCCUGAGCAAGGAAGUUCUCAUCAUCAAGAACUGUCAGGAGAGAAUGAGGAAGGUGCUGCAGAGAGCACACGCACAACUGAAGUUGGACCGUGCAGCCCUCCACGAGAUGGAGAAAGACGCCAAGGACAAACACCACGCCCAUCACCUUGACGACCGUAUGCACCAGCUUAGGAACACCUCCAUGGGCAUUGGCUACCACCCUGGCAUCGAGAACGUAGACAACACAAUCAGCGUCCCCCACACAUGGGUUAAGUUUACCCAGAACAACAUCCUGAGAUCACAGAAGGAGAGAGCUGCCUCAGAGCGUCUGCGUGGUGAGAUCGACGCUUGUCUGCGCGCUUGCGCCAAUGAGAUGUGGAACGUCUUCAACCACGUUAACAACUCUUUCAACAUGCGUAUCAGAGAAUCCACAGACGCCAGGAACAAACUGCAGGCCCAUCUCAACAGAACCAUGCAAGAGGUCUUCGACAUGGAGAAGAACAUCGAGCUGCUGCGUAAGGCAAUCCAUGAUAAGGAGGCACCAAUGAAGGUGGCCCAGACCCGGCUGGAUGAGAGGUGCAGACGACAGAACGUGGAACUUUGCAACGACCCAGUGAUGAGAACUCUGCAGAAGGAGGUGAAUGAGAUCAGAGAGUCCGUCCGCUACCUGAAGGAGAAGCUGAGACAAUCCGAGAUUAGCUUAGCUCGCCUGAUGAAGACCAAGUCGACCUUGGAACACGACAUCUCUGUGAAGGAGAACUCCCUAUCCAUCGACUCCAAGGCGUGCAUGGGAAUGAGGAAAGGGUUCCCAAUGGAUCCUAAAGUCGGACCUAUCUUUAACAUGCCCCUGGCUCAAAUCUAAAGAAUCUUCUAUUGUAAGACUGUAUUGAUCUCUCAUCAGUGCUAUAUGUAUAAUGUGCACAGUAUUAAUAUCAAUAUUAUUAUUAUUACGGUUAUUCAAUUUGAUAAUUGCUCAUGCUCAAUUUGUCUAUGCUAUUAAUGUGUUGACAAUGCGAAGCCUAUUAUGUUCAUUUCCACAUAACGGAAUGUGAUACAGGUUGGGGGGUUUGCAGAGAGAUGAAACAAAAGUGUGGAAGUAGUUUGAGGGCGGGAUGGGAAAAGUCAUGGGGAUAUGGUAUGGGUCUGACCCAGGGGUGGGGCUAAGGGACAGGUGUGUCAAAUCACAACGCUCAAAUGUUGACACGGGACUAUUUCGUAAAUGUGUGGGAAGUGUCAUAACAUUACUCAUAAUGGUAAAGUGAGAAUCGAAACUCAGCUGGUACUUUAGAAAUUAACGCUUGUAAAAUAGAUCCAUUCGCGCUUUCAAAUCUCUUGAGUAAGAAAACAUACAUUCCAUUACAAAAUAUAAUCAUAGGGGGACAAUUUGCGAUAUGAUGUAGUUAUUGCUAUAGGAUGUUAAGCAAUUAUUACAGAUGUAGGCAGCAGUGGUUGUUUGACACGCAACGUGCGCGUGGAAUAUAAUCUCGUUCUAGCGAUCGAUUGUGUGUCGAGGGUGUCCCGAAGUGGAGGACGCAAUGGAAGGAUAGCUAACAACUGAAAGUCCUCUGAGGUGAAAUAGACAAAACACUAUGCCGGUCGUGGGGCUUUUCAUGCCAUAGCAUAAUAACGUGAAAAUAUACCCCAUCAUCGUGCAUGUUCAUGCGCACUUUUCGAACUUAGAUAAAACUCAUUUCGUUUUAUGCCAUAAAAUGUUAGAAGGUAGAUAAGAUAAAAUUUGUACUUAGAAGAGGGAUUCCUUUGAGCAUAAUUGCAUUGAAAACACCACAGGGGACUUUCAAAGAGUUAUGGGUCGUUAUGCUAUCAAAAAGUAUCUUGUAAAUUGUAAAAUUGUGUAAAUAUCGUCAUUUUGUAGUUUUAUUCCACUUCCGAGCUCUCAUAUUCAUUGUAGAUUUUAUUGUCAUGCUCGCUAUGAAUAACUUUCCUGUAGUUGUUUUUUUACCUCAAAGGUCACAAAUGUGUAGUUGAGAGUGACCACACCGAAUUGCCUAGUGUUAAUCUAUUGCACCCCGGUCUUAAAUCUCCUUUAAGAACAGUUUGGAAUUUAGCGGCUAUCUCAAACUAUGAUAUAUAUAUAUAAAUGCAUACCUUAGACUCGAUUUUGCGGUUUUAAAGAAAUAUAUUUAUUGCUCCCAAGCAGAAUCUCUCAGAGUCUCAAAGGGAUUCAUCUUUUACCUUUUUCUUUUCCUUGAUGAGAGCAGGUAUUUCUUAUUUUAGCUUCUCUUUUCAUAUGCAAAGUGUGAUAUUGCCAAACAAUCAACAACUAUUGUAUUUAUCAAAUAUUAUUAUCUGUGGUCGAAUAUUUCCUCGGCUUCUAGAGUUUUGCAAACAACGGAUGACUUGGAAUAUUAAGAAGGCUUUAUUACAUAGUUGGCCAGUCUUUACGACAAGAGAACACUUAGUUUGGACAAUACUGGUGUGUUCAGCACAAAAUAGUAACUUUCUUAUUGUACAUAAAGAUAUGCCAAAUUUCCACAGCUUUGGAAAUAUUCGAUCAGAAAUAACGUGUGAUCCAAAAACAAAUUGUUUGAAAUUACAAAUAAAAAUUG